AUGAGUGAAGGGUCUACUGGUAAGGAGCCACCUCCGGCUACUUUGGUAGGGGGUCCAAGCUUAGGUGAGACAAAAGUGAAAGGACUAGGGGACUUUGCAGAGUUCAGUGCUCCCGGACCAUUGUCUAUUUCAGAAGAACAAUUUACUCUCCUCACUCGGUCAAGCAAAAAGAAACUCAGAAAGGAUUUGAGAAGCGGGACUGGAAGCAGCUUCCCCAAAGGUUCACUCCGUAUGAUCGGUAUAAAUAAACCUCUAUUGGGAGGUAUUUUGGAGACUCAUGUAAAGGAGGAUAGGGUAGAGGCGGUCUUGACCAGCGUUUUCCCUGGUCGGAGAUUUGAUAGCAACCAUUCCUUCUCAGAUACCGGUAAAAUUUUGGUAACUUGGGAUCCGGAAGUCUCAGUUAUUACUUUCAAGAAAACGGCUCAGUUUAUAUUGUGUUGUGUACAUAUUCCGGAAACUAACUCGUCGUUAUGUGUGGUUUUUUUCUACGCUUUUAAUCUUGAGUCUCAAAGAAGGGAGCUUUGGGAAUAUAUCUCUCUUAUUCGUCAAGGGUCACCAGCCUCUUUCCGGCCUUGGAUCCCCUUUGGUGACUUCAAUCAGAUUAUGCUCUCCUCAAAGCAUUAUUCCUUAUCUCCUUAUACGCUCCCGUUGAGUGGAAUGGCGGAGUUCAGGGAUUGCCUAGAGGAGAACGAGCUAGCAAAUAUCCAUUCUAGGGGAGUUUUCUUUACUUGGUCAAAUCAUAACCCAGAUAAUCCAAUUUUGAGGAAGUUGGACAAGGCCAUUGCAAUUGAGACUUGGUUGAGUACUUUCCCAGACUCUGUUGCUAUUUUUGAUCCCCCUGGGAAUUCAAAUCAUUCUCCUUGCAUUGUUGUUCUGUCAUCAGAGGAGGAGAUUCGCAAAAAACGUUUCAAGUAUUUCUCCUUUCUCGCCACUUAUCCAAAGUUCAACGCCGUUUUAACAGAAGAAUGGCAGAAAGACAUCUGUGUGGGAUCUUGCAUGUUCUCUUUGGGACAGAGGUUAAAGAACGCGAAGCUGAGAUGCAGGGCUCUGAACAGAGAGGGGUUUGGUAAUAUCCAACAUAGGGCAAAUGAGGCGUUCUCUAAUCUAGAGAAAUCCAGCAAGCUUUACUAA
Messenger RNA from Microthlaspi erraticum, 1131 nucleotides. The record is from the annotation of a GenBank genome assembly. NCBI's taxonomy places the organism in Eukaryota, Viridiplantae, Streptophyta, Magnoliopsida, Brassicales, Brassicaceae.